AUGGCUUCCAACCUCAGUCAAGAUGAAAUCUUGUCCCAGUUCUGCGCCAUGACUGGUGCCCGCCCAUUCCUCGACACAAAUCAAUGGGACCUCGAUGCUGCCGUUACCGAAUUCUUCGCUGAUCAAGAGGAAGAGGAGCUCCUUCAAGAUACGGAAGCUCUAGGUGGCCGCCGACUAGGAACAGACUCUAGCGACGAGGCCGAAACCGCCGCCUCACGUUCGUCAGCCCAUACCUCCGGACAAUCAAGCUCGCGACGUGCCCCAUCUAAGAAAUUUGCGACCUUGGGCGAUUUGACCUCUGGUGGUGGGCGAGACUCUGGAAACGAAGAUGAUGAAAAUCAAGACUUCUUCGCUGGUGGUGAAAAGUCUGGUCUCGCCGUACAAAAUCCAGACGACAUCAAGCAGAAGAUCUUAGAAAAGGCUAUGCGAGCUAAACCCCCUCAACCUGACGACUCAGAAACCCGCAAAUCGCAUUUCACAGGAGCUGCGCGCACUCUUGGAGGAGAUGACACCCCAAGCCAGGUGAUCCAAGACCCGAAUGAGAAUCGUCCUACACCACCACCUAGAGUACAACGCACGCUACACUUCUGGAGCGACGGCUUUUCGGUCGAUGAUGGCGAUCUCUACCGAUCCGAUGACCCCCAGAAUGCAAGCAUACUUGAGGGCAUCCGUCGGGGACGAGCUCCUUUGUCAAUUAUGAACGUGGCACCGGGCCAGGAAGUUGACGUGGAAAUCAAGCAACAUGAUGAGAAAUACACCCGACCCAAGCCAAAGUACAAGCCAUUUACUGGUUCGGGACAGCGACUGGGAAGCCCUACUCCUGCUAUCCGCACAUCCCAGCCCGAGCCUGCUGCUGCGCCCGCCUCUUCAGAGCCAGCCAAGCCAGAUAUAGACGAGUCGCAACCGGUGGUGACUUUGCAGAUCCGUCUCGGAGACGGGACGCGACUCACCUCUCGCUUCAAUACUACCCAUACUAUUGGCGAUGUUUAUUCCUUUGUAGCAGCGGCCAGCCCAGCGAGCCGAUCUCGCGCCUGGAUAUUGAUGACCACAUUCCCCAGCAAGGAGUUGGCGGACAAGGCUGCUGUUUUAGGCGAAUUGCCUGAUUUCAAGCGAGGUGGUGUCGUUGUCCAGAAGUGGCAAUAA
This is a messenger RNA of Talaromyces amestolkiae, 1143 nucleotides long. RefSeq lists its product as uncharacterized. The coding region runs from base 1 to 1143 and encodes 380 amino acids. The transcript has 3 exons. Gene Ontology annotation, cellular component: nucleus; cytosol. The record is from RefSeq and is a predicted model, not a curated record. NCBI's taxonomy places the organism in Eukaryota, Fungi, Ascomycota, Eurotiomycetes, Eurotiales, Trichocomaceae. Gene Ontology annotation, molecular function: ubiquitin binding. Gene Ontology annotation, biological process: nuclear membrane reassembly; proteasome-mediated ubiquitin-dependent protein catabolic process; Golgi organization.